Molecule: messenger RNA, 1137 nt
Organism: Aspergillus bombycis
Lineage: Eukaryota; Fungi; Ascomycota; Eurotiomycetes; Eurotiales; Aspergillaceae
Exons: 1
Coding region: 1-1137 (378 amino acids)
Biological process (GO): regulation of cell cycle
Cellular component (GO): nucleus
Source: RefSeq, a predicted model, not a curated record
AUGUCAACAAAGCUCCACGUCACCCUUACAACUACCCUUACCCUCGUGGAGCAAUUCCACUUGACCUUGUCGUCACCCUCUGGAGAUUCAACCUCCGCAGAACUCUCAAGCAGAGAUGCACUUCCCCUCCUUUCGGCAUCGUCGACAGCCCUUAAGUCACAAGUCACCAAGCUUUCGCUUUUAGCCAUCACCUCUCCAUUUACACCCUCCGCUGUCGGCUCCGUCCUCUCUAACCUGAACGGAUCAGUGCUCCCGUCAUUUGUGACAGCAGCUCUUCUCAUUACACCGGCCGAUCAUACCAAAGCAUUCCAGGCCGAGGCUCUAUCACUGACGAAGACAGGGCUGAACGAACUGUCAUCGCUCGUGAAAGAAGUCCAGUCAAUCGCAGAGAGAAAUGAUGAAAUACAGGAUCGCAUGAUGAAGAAGGGAAUCGAACUGUCACAGUCUGAGAAAGACCUUAUUACGGUAGCUACGGGACGGGUUUGGGGUGCCUGUGAUGCCUUGAUUGACCUCGCUUCAAAUGGUGUUGUUGGGUUUAUAAUUCGGCGCGUGGAAGAAUGGAGAGAUCUGGUGCGAGACGCAGUGGAAGAGAUUGACGAAUGGGAUCCUGAUGAAGAAGGGGACGAGUUUUUCGAUGAGCUUCUGAGCGACGACGGCAAACAGAGUAUUGGAAAAGGUAGUGAGGCAGAAUUAGCCGAGGACAGCGGCGAUGGCGAAGACACCGCUGUGCUUCAUGAAUUGAAAAGGACUGCUAUUCGGCUGCUCAAACCAGUUGUCCAGAUUUACCCCGCAAUCAUCACGAAUCGCCUGAAGAAGGUUCCUGAAUUCUUGCCUUCCCUUGUUAACCUCCUGGAAUCCCUUAUGGUCAACCUCCACCGUAUUCCGGAGCAAGUUGACGAGGUAGCGGGGGCACUAUAUGAAGCGGAUCUAGAACGGUCUAUUCAGUACUUGAAAAGAACAAAGGACUAUGCUGUUGAAGCGGUCAAGUUAGUGGUUCUGCCUUUGUCUGAACAGAGUGUGGUCAACAGCCAGCAAAAAGCUGAGGAUAAGUUUACUAACUGGUCGAAGACAUGGUUGAAAGUGAUGGAUGGGGUAAGUAAACCUCUUGAUGACAUCAAGGAAGCGAAGUCAGAGUGA